AUGCAUACAACCGUGGGUUACUCCUUAGGAGGCACUGCUAUUGCCCUUACUGUUAUCGCUACCAUCCUCGAUGGCGUAUGCUACGCCUGGACCAGAUCCUCUUUUGAGUUAGCCGUACUCAGUCUCAGCGUAGUUGGCUGCGUUGUGCUGGCCCUACUGCUCGUGAUCCAAACACAGCAUCCCAGAACUAAAACAAAAAAUGGGUCGUGGGGGACCUGGCAACACACUGUUCACAUUCUAAUCGUCGCCUACCUCCUCCUAGCGGCGGGGACCACAGCCGGCAUAAUCGCAAAGAGUCUGACGACGGCGCAGGCCCAGGCACAGUUCAUUACUCGCAAUAUCUUUUGGGCCUUUUCAGUUAUUGCGCAAGCUAUCUCUUGCGGAUUUCACUUAGUCCCCAGGGCAAGGCAACAAGAUGAGGAGAAUACCCACAGUUGGCCACGUCCGCUGUCCCAUGAGCUCGAGAGGCUGGAUGAACGUCAUUCGGACGAAAGGACACAAGAGCGCUCGGACUCACCAUCGCUCUCGAUUACAGUUGAAUCCAACCGACCGUCAUUGUCUCUCAAUCCUAAGACGAGCACUGAUGGACUGGCGCCUGUGCGGCCAUGCAUGUCAAAUGUGGUCACGCGCGUAUCUAGUCGGUAUUCAGGCAAGACACUCUUCCAGCAGGACUCGAAGCACGAGUCGAUCGAUCUGCAUGCAGGAGUUAUGUCGUCGCCUUCCAAGCCUGAUGUUUCUGAGGGUCGUGACACCUGCAGCGUGGCCGACCAAGAACAUCAGUCCACUACCACUACUACGGCCUCUACUUCCAAUCCAGCACCAAAACGGACUGACUCAGAUGUGAGAUCCAUGGAUAGUCUCCUGAUCCUCCCAUCUCCACCUUCACCCACAGAACCCUCAGUCAACCUAGAGUCUAUCGCGACAACCAGCAUGAGACCACAUCCCCCGAAACUUAUUCUCCCUUCCAAUGAGAAGAACAUUCAUCCACUCUUCCGCUCUGAUAGCCCAUCGCCACCCCCGACACCAAUGCCAGGGACGAUAGUCAAAGCAUCACCUGUGGCCGGGACGACCAUCUCUGCAAGGACACUGAGCCGCGUACGAUCGUCCAACUCGCUGCGGGUAAGCAAUAACGGGCGUUCUCAUUCACCAUUAUUAUUGGAGAGGAUGGGCACGGCUGAGGAGGGUGAGAUGUCUUCUUCCUGUCCGCCGUCCCUUUCGUCAUCAAAAUCAAAACCCAUGCCGGGGAUCAUCAUGGCGGGAGAUCUGCGGAAGAGUAUGUUGCAGUAUGAGAAGAAGUAUGAUUUGAACGAAUCGCCGCUUGAGAAUUGA
This is a messenger RNA of Aspergillus ruber CBS 135680, 1329 nucleotides long. RefSeq lists its product as uncharacterized. The transcript has a single exon. Bases 1 to 1329 code for a protein of 442 amino acids. Lineage: Eukaryota; Fungi; Ascomycota; Eurotiomycetes; Eurotiales; Aspergillaceae. The record is from RefSeq and is a predicted model, not a curated record.